UCUUGCUGAGCUGUUUUGGUUCUGAUGUAGGAAGAACUGGAUGAUAUCAUAAGAUAUGGCGCAAAAGAGUUAUUUGCUGAUGACAUUGAUGAAUCGGGAAAAUCACGACAGAUUCAUUAUGACGAUGCUGCAAUUGAUAGAUUACUUAACCGAGAACAUGUUGGAGACGAAGAGGCUACGCUGGAAGAUGAAGAAGAAGAUGGAUUUUUGAAGGCUUUUAAGGUAGCAAAUUUUGAGUAUGUUGAUGAAGCAGAAAUGGCAGCGGAAGAGGAAGCAUCAGCAUCUCCAGAAGAGAAUAAAGCCUCGAUAAACAAUUCUGAUAGAGCAAGCUACUGGGAGGAAUUCUUACAAGAUAAAUACGAAGUGCAGAAAAUUGAAGAAUAUAAUGACAUGGGCAAGGGAAAAAGAAGCCGUAAACGGAUGGUAUCUGUUGAAGAAGAUGACCUUGCUGGUUUGGAAGAUGUGAGCUCUGAUGUAGAAGACGAUAACUAUGAAGCUGAGUUGACUGAUAGUGAAACAACUGCAACUGGAGCUGCAGCAGUGAGAAAACCUUACAAAAAGAGAAUCCGCGCAGAGACUUCAGGACCACUUCCUUUGAUGGAAGGUGAAGGAAGAUCCUUUAGAGUAUUGGGAUUUAAUCAAAGACAAAGGGCUGCAUUUGUGCAAAUUUUGAUGAGGUUUGGCUUAGGGGACUUUGAUUGGGCACAGUUUACACCUCGUCUAAAACAGAAGACUUACGAAGAGAUUACAGAUUAUGGGAGGCUUUUCAUGUCACACAUAGCUGAAGAUAUAACCGAUUCACCAACAUUCUCAGAUGGUGUUCCCAAAGAGGGACUUAGUAUACAGGAUGUACUUGUUAGGACAGCUGUCUUACUUCUUAUCAGGGACAAAGUGAGAGCUUCAUUGGUGGUGAGUUCUACCCUUUUUGCAGAUGACAUUAUAUCCCGUUAUCCGGCAUUGAAAUCUUUAAGAUUUUGGAAGGAGGAUCAUGAUAAGGUGCUGCUACAAGCAGUAUUGAAGCAUGGUUAUGGAAGAUGGCAAGCAAUUGUUGAUGACAAGGACUUGAGAAUCCAAGAAGUGAUUUGUCAGGAGCUGAACCUCCCUUUUUUAGAUCUUCAUGUCUCAGGAGCCCUUCAUGCACAGAAUUCUGCUUUAGGAUCUUCUCAAUUGCAAUGUCCAUCUUCAGGGACUUCUCAGGCUCAAGUUUCUGCUUCAGGCGUUCCUCACACACAUGGUCUUUCUCCAGAAUUUUCUCAAUCACAAAGUAGUUUGAACUUGGGCCAUGUUGAAGCACCUGGAAAUCAGACUAAGGGAACCAAUAGUGGGAAUGGUCUUGAAGGAGGCGUUGCACAUGGAACUACAGAUACUGCAGCUCCUACACAAGUUUCUCAGGAUCAGUCCAUGCAAUAUCAUUUUAGAGAGAUGCAAAGAAAACUAGUUGAGUUUGUUAAGAAAAGGGUGCUGCUUUUAGAGAAGGGACUUAAUGCAGAGUACCAGAAAGGAUAUUUUGAUGACGAAAAACCAAAUGAAAUUCUGGAUGAUGAAACCGGGGAGAAGGUUGCGGGCACGCCAAAUCCAAAUUUUGAUGAAUUGGAUACCCAAAUGAUUGAUCAGUUGCCUCUGGUUGAAAUGAUUUCACAAGAUGGGAUUUAUUCGGUAGUUUGUGACAACGAAUCAGAUCGCUUGGAUAUGGCUCGGCUCUAUAAUGAGAUAUGCAAGGUAGUUAUGGAAAAUGCCCAAGAUGCAGAAGCAGCAUAUUCAGCUAACAGACCAAUAAGUUUGAAGGCAAGAACAAAUCUUGCUUCUUUAGAAACGUUUGAUCAGGAGAUAAACCAAAUACUUUUGGGUUCUCCUCCUCUGGAUACGACUCCUAAAUAUGACAAGUCGGGAGUUGAACAACAAAGUUCAUCAUCUACACUUGCUGGAGAUAAUUCUGUGUCACCCAUGAAUGCCGAUCCUCCAACAGAAGAACCAAACCUGGACAGAGAAAUCAACAAUCCUCCGGAUAAUGUGCAUGUGCUAGAGUCGUGUUCAACUUUGGUUAGACCUGAAUGUUCAUCGAAUGGAAUCAGUGAUAUAGAAAUGGACAAAAAUCCGGAGGACAAGUGAAACCUGGCUCUGGGAUCAUCUUUCAAGAUUAGAUCUUCGCUGCAUUUUGUCCGUUGAAAAAUGCAGAGUUUAUGAGCAAUGUAGUAAUGGACUAAAGAUCAACAUAGAAAACUUUGAGAAUCGUGUUGGGUUGCUUUAUAUGUGGAAUAAUUUGUUUUUGUUGAAUUGGGAUUUAGUCAUUUGGACCAAUGUUCUCAAGUAUUUGUUUAUAUAGACGACCUUUCUAGUUUAGAAAAUGCGAAGUAGACCCUAGAAGUUUGUUUU
Olea europaea var. sylvestris is the source of this 2373-nucleotide messenger RNA. Its product is annotated as CHD3-type chromatin-remodeling factor PICKLE-like. Lineage: Eukaryota; Viridiplantae; Streptophyta; Magnoliopsida; Lamiales; Oleaceae. The transcript is spliced from 13 exons. Gene Ontology annotation, molecular function: DNA binding; ATP hydrolysis activity; chromatin binding. The record is from RefSeq and is a predicted model, not a curated record. The coding region runs from base 256 to 2109 and encodes 617 amino acids. Gene Ontology annotation, cellular component: chromatin; nucleus. Gene Ontology annotation, biological process: chromatin remodeling; negative regulation of transcription by RNA polymerase II.